Fomitopsis serialis is the source of this 1893-nucleotide messenger RNA. RefSeq lists its product as uncharacterized. The transcript has 2 exons. The record is from RefSeq and is a predicted model, not a curated record. NCBI's taxonomy places the organism in Eukaryota, Fungi, Basidiomycota, Agaricomycetes, Polyporales, Fomitopsidaceae. The coding region runs from base 1 to 1893 and encodes 630 amino acids.
AUGGCGUCCGAGACGUUAUUGCUCCAUCUUACCUCGACUAUCCUACUAUGGUGCACUCUCAUAUACAGGCCGAAUGCUCCUCGACUCUGGCUCAAAGCUCUUAUCGCCCUCCACGUUCUACGGAUGGUGGUGGACCUCGUGCCUGUCGUGACAGUCCUUUUUAUCAACAUAUCCCACCACAUUGUAGCAUUCCCUAGCUUCGGCAACCUCAUCGUCGUACUGCUUGCCAUGGCUAUCCUCGUGUCUCGCGGGUAUGCUCUCCGCCCCAAGAUCACGGUUCGCCUCCCGAUCAGGACAUUUGCUGGUGCCAUUCUGAACGCUUUGCACACCCGUCUCAGCUUCGGCUUCCAGGUCAUUCUGUCUGGGUUCUCCGCGCUCUGGUCCAGCCCAGAUGGUCUCACCCUCAGUCGACUUCUUCCGUGGCCUUUCCGCGCCGUCCGUAGGUCGAUCGACAAGUCUAACAGCGUUGUUUCUGCAGUCCUCGAGCUUGUACCUUCUCUCACCUUCAGCACUAUGGGUCUCACGUUGGUGCCACUCAAGGGAGCGGUGACGUCUAGCCUCACCACUGGAGAGUCGCUCGUGUCCAUCGUCUCGAGUGCCGUUGGAGACCUCGCAUUGGUACCCUUCGAGAGUUCCGGAACCUCUACCUUGGUCAGUACGGGGUCUCUUGCUUCUCUGGCAUCGUAUGUCACCGAAGAGCUAGCGCUGGUUCCAUACAAGGGUGCUGUCGGCUCUACCCUGGCUGCUACGAAGUCCCUCGCGUCCGCGGCAUUUGAUGUCGUUCACAAUCUGGCGCUGGUCCCCUUCAAAGGAGCGGUCAAUUCUACCAUCGUUGGCGCGGAUUCUCUGACAUUCGUCCCGUCUGGCGCCGUCGAAGAGGUCUCCGAGUUCUGGGAAGCCGAACUGCUUGAGAUUUGGUCCCUCAUCACCACGGCCUGGUUUCAGGACGGUCUCUGGCUCGUCGUCCAGCACAUGUACGUCCCGCACUGGCCCUGGGACAUCGGCGACAUGCCAGUCAUCGGUACCCGAGCGGAGACGAACAUCAUGCGCCUCAACGCUGUGGACAUCGGUUAUGACUCGCAAGGCUUCUUCUGCAUGCUAUGCGAGAUCGUGAACUACCCGGGGAACUUUCAAACAGUCCCGUUGAGCAGUCUCUCGAUAGUAGUCAACAAGGCCGCUCUUCCCGAACAAUGGUUCAUGUGGUUCGCUGGUCUCUUCUGGUCUGCACGCGGCGUAUCUGUUCCAAACGUCGUCAAGACCUCGGACCCUCGUCUUGCUCUCGUCACCAUCGGACAUCGACCCGCCACCGUUCAGUUUCUGGAUCGUCUGCACCGAUACGUCUCCCAGCGACUCGAACAAAUGCGCCUCAAGACGCGACUUCAAGUUGCGAUCGAAGACGCCGAGUCUGCGAUGGUCAAGCUUCCAUUCCGCACCAAGUUCAGGCCCGCCCUUGCCCUUGCGAUGUCCAAGGUCAUGGACACUUUCGCGAGCGACGUCGGGCUCGUCAUUUCGACCGCCGAGGUCCCAUUCGGCACAUCUAGCGAUGCGCCCCUUGCCAAUGUUAUCGUCAAGCUGCCCCGUGCCAACGCAACUGAAGCACAGGGGCAGCAGCGCAAGGGGCGCCGCGGGUGCCCGGGACCUCGAGGGAAGCGCGAGAGCACAGUGAACAUGACCCCUGCGGUCGGCGACGGUAAAUUGCUAUGUUUUAUUUUCCUCGACGCUGUUGAUGACAUGGAUUAUCCAGACAAGGAGAACGUCCCGGUUUCUGCUGCGAGCUCGGCCAAGAAGGACGCCAAGCAGACCCGUGGCUCACCACAAAUCACCGAGGGCGGUAUGCGCUUGCUCAACAGGACGGUUGCCAGCGCACUCUUCCACAACCGCCGCCGUCGAUGA